Molecule: messenger RNA, 733 nt
Organism: Alternaria alternata
Lineage: Eukaryota; Fungi; Ascomycota; Dothideomycetes; Pleosporales; Pleosporaceae
Product: H/ACA ribonucleo protein-like protein complex subunit 3
Exons: 3
Coding region: 96-302 (68 amino acids)
Biological process (GO): snRNA pseudouridine synthesis; positive regulation of telomerase RNA localization to Cajal body; ribosome biogenesis
Cellular component (GO): box H/ACA snoRNP complex; box H/ACA telomerase RNP complex
Molecular function (GO): telomerase RNA binding; box H/ACA snoRNA binding
Source: RefSeq, a predicted model, not a curated record
CUCAUCCUACGCGCCAACGAACCUUCACCUACCACAUUCGCUCCGUCAACACACAUCUCACACCGUAGUUCUUCCACAACUCCAAUACCAACACCAUGCAUCUUAUGUACAUCCCCGACCCGGCAAACCCGGCCAAGCGCAUCUACACGCUGAAGAAGGUCAUCGAUGGCGAAGUCAGCAAGAGCGCGCAUCCCGCUCGUUUCUCCCCCGACGACAAGUACUCGAGGCACAGGGUCACCAUCAAGAAGCGCUACGGACUGCUUUUGACACAGCAGAAGAACAUGGUCGCUGAGAAGAACUAAGCGCAUGAGGAUGUACGAUGAAUGUUAUCACACGGACAGAGGACGGCGAUGAGGGCUGAUGAUUUGGUGUGCGAAGUAGCUGGGGACGCGAGAGGGGAUGUCGCGAGAGGCGAGCAAGAGGUGGAGGCAUGACAAGGGCGUUCAACGGCGUAUUGGCGAACGAAAAGUCUUCAGACACGCGCCGACUUACUUCAUGGCGGUACGGAGCGCCUAGGUUUUCUCUUCAAUGGGCAAAAUGGCAGGUUUUUGAAUGCGACGAUUACUAUCAUUCUUUCACAAGCAGGUCGUGCGUGUUUGCUAACUGAGUGAUCUGUGUCAUGUGCUUCAUCGCUACAUCGUAUGUUAAUCUGCAGGAUUGACUCGCGACAAGUGCUCGACGCUCAUGAUUCAAAGUUAUAAAAUUAUGUAGGUAUUAUAGCUAAGAUAUACAU